Phragmites australis (common reed) is the source of this 2000-nucleotide messenger RNA. RefSeq names its product protein EARLY-RESPONSIVE TO DEHYDRATION 7, chloroplastic-like. The coding region runs from base 301 to 1749 and encodes 482 amino acids. Gene Ontology annotation, cellular component: plasma membrane. The transcript is spliced from 4 exons. NCBI's taxonomy places the organism in Eukaryota, Viridiplantae, Streptophyta, Magnoliopsida, Poales, Poaceae. The record is from RefSeq and is a predicted model, not a curated record.
CCGGAUCCAAUAUCACCACCAUCUCCGUAUCCGAACCUGUGCCGCCGCGAACGUGCGACAGAAGGCGAACAAUCUGGGCACCAUCUUCGGUCUGAGCAACCGUCGGAGGUCCGCGGCAACAGCCGACGAGCAGAAGAUCCCCGUCCCUCAAGGCCACAACGAAUCAACCGUCGCCUCCUCCAGUUCACUCCUCCCGUAUUAAAAUCCACCCCUCCCAUUUCCGAAUCCACACUUCCCUCUCUCGAUUCCACGGAGAAGAACAGCAAGACGCAACCGACCAGGAAGGCAAGCGAAUCCGCCAUGGCUUCCGCCUCCUCGAAGGCCAAGCAGAGCCUCUACCCCGAGGUGAACCAAUCCCACCCCGAUCUCAGCACUGCCUUCCUCUCCGCCCCCACCACCUCCACCACCGCGGCCACCGGCACCUCCCUCUACCCCACCGUCGACCCGAACGAGCUCGCUAAGAACCUCUUCCCCGAGACCGCCGAGGACGACGGCGCGCCACCGCCGCCCACCACCGAGGAGACCCUCGUUGCCGUCCCGGGCGCGCAGCUCCACCUCGUCGACCCCGACCGCAGCGUCGACCUCGGCGCGGGCACGCUCUCCGUCGUGCGCCUUCGCCAGGGGGACCACUCCAUCGCCAUCCUCGCGCGCAUCGUCCCGGAGAAGCCCCACCAACGCCGCGGUCUCUUCCGCUUGUUUAGCAGCGGGCGGUCCGGCGAUGGCGCCGAGCAGGAGCCGGUCCAGUGGCCGCUCACCCGCGAUGUCGCGGCGGUCAAGCUCGACCCUGCGCACUACUUCUUCUCGCUCCAUGUCCCGCACACGGACCACGACGACGACAAGGAUGACGCAGAGGAGGCCGACGCGGAAGCGGCGCUGAGCUACGGCCUCACGGUCGUGGGGAAGGGGCAGGAGAAGGUAUUGGGGGAGCUGGACAGGGUCUUGGAGGAGUACACCACCUUCUCGGUGAAGCAGGUGGAAGCGGCGGCGAAGGAGAAGUCGGAGGUGAUGGACGCGAGGGCGGUGACCGAGAUCACGCCGGAGGAGGCUGUCGGGGAUAAGAAGGAGGUGGUGGAGGAGCAAUCGGCAGCGUUCUGGACGACGAUCGCGCCGAACGUGGACGACUACAGCUCGGCGGUGGCGAGGCUGAUCGCGCGGGGCUCGGGGCAGCUGGUGCGAGGCAUCAUCUGGUGCGGGGACAUCACGGCGGAGGGUCUGCGGCGUGGGGAGGUGGUGGUGAAGAAGAGUGUGGGGCCAAGCGGGAAGCCGGCGCAGGUGAAGCCGAGCACUAUCAGGAGGAUGAAGAGGGCUAGGAGGGUUACAAAGAUGUCCAACAGGGUAGCAAAUUCAAUCCUCUCUGGUGUUCUGAAGGUCACCGGCUUUGUUACAAGCACUGUGUUGAACUCCAAACCAGCACAGAAGUUCUUCAAAUUGAUGCCUGGCGAAGUUAUUCUUGCUUCACUUGAUGGAUUUGGAAAAAUAUGUGAUGCUGUAGAGGUGUCUGGCAAGAAUGUGAUGCAAACAUCGUCAGUUGUGACAACUUCCGUUGUAACGCACAGAUACGGCGAGCAAGCAGGAGAUGUCACACACAAUUACCUCCACGCCACAGGAAAUGCUCUCGGAGCUGCAUGGGCUGUCUUCAAGAUCAGGAAGGCACUGGACCCGAAGGGCAAUCUGAAGAAGUCGUCCAUGGUCGGCUCAGCUGCGCACGCUGUAGCUAAAGAAUCAAUAGCUAGGCAAAAGAGGAAGUGAGCCGACGUGGCCGAUGGUUCCGCUGUAUGUGUAAUGUUAUCUGUUGUUGUCAUUGUCUUGUCAGCUAGGAAAACUAUCGCUUGCGAGUUGUGACCGCUGUCAUGAUGAUUUUGAUUAUCUUUUUUUGGUUUUGGGUUUAUGUUGUAACGUUGUUGUACAGUGUUGUGAAACUUCACAUGCAUGGUCUGAUGUAUUACAUACGUGUAAAAUCAAACGUUUGGCUUAUGGGAGAUGACAAAUUUCCACCUGCA